GCAUCUUGCUUAAUCGGCCCCCUCCCAGCUAGCUGUUGUGUUUGUGAGUGGUUGGCCCUCUUACCCACUAAGAAACAACCCCCCCAACUUCUCAACUCACCAUCCUUGUACGGGGUCCAAUAGUGAGCAGAUACCCAUCUAUUCACUCAGCACUCUCACAACAGCUUGCAAAACACCAGCAGCCAGCAAGACAAAAUGCACUAUACAGACCAGUACGCCUCCCUCUCCUCCAACAGCCCCGACUGCGCCAGCGACGGCGAGCCGGAGCAGUAUCCCCUGACACCGGACGGCCUCCAACCUCGCCCGCCCGUCCGCAAGCCCAGGAGUCGGUACACGUACGCCGUGCUCGCCGUGCUUGCGCAACUUGUCUACACGAUCCUCGUCCUCGUCGCCGCGCGGGAGGUUUACUACAAGGGCGUGUGUCCGGUCGUCGCCGCGCCCGAUCGGUAUCACGCUUGGGAUGUGCUGGAAUACAAGGAGGUUCCCGCCGACCACCAGGAGCCGGACGAGCACCACCCGUACCUGGGUGCUCCGCGACCGGAGCUGGACCAAAACUGGAAUGCGCUUUUGUCAACAUUCCGCAACCGCGUCCCAACCGCCGAGAUCCGCAGGCUAGGCAUUGAGGAGGGGUCCAUCUGGCUUGACGACGAUGUUGGUGAAUAUUAUGGGAGUGUGUGGGUUGGGCACAACCUGCACUGCGUUAAAUAUCUGUAUAAUGGCCUGCAUAGGGAUCAUUAUUACCACAACAUGACCGAGGCGGAGGAGAAGUCGCACAACAGUCAUUUGCACCACUGCCUCCACCGCCUCAUGGACGCGCUCAAAUGCCACCCAGACAUGUCCCCGCUAUCCCUGCACUGGGUGGUCAACGAGGUCGCGCCCAUUGUCAACUGGGACGGGGCGCGGCACACGUGCGCGAACUGGGACCGCGUCAUGGACUGGGCCAAGACAAACCAGAUUGUUCCGGCUGGAAAAGAUAGUCUCGGGCAGGUUGCUCCGCAUCCUCUUUACGCGACGUUGCUGGACGAGCACGGCCACGCGGACUUUUUGAACCAGGAUGCAAUCGUCGAGUGGGACAAGUUGUUUGCCAGGCCGGACUGGCAAGCGUGGGCCAAGGAGCAUGGGGUUCCGGAAGGGACUAUUCCCGGGAAAGAGAUGCUGAGGAAUACUCAUGUUGGGUAGAUGUGAUGGUGCUGUUUGUUUAUCACGACUGGUUAUUGUCAUGGAUUCGGUGUAUGUCGUUGCGUCCUUGGGCAAGCAUAUAUGUACGACAUGGUGGUGAUUGUUUAGAGAAACUGUACGGAUCAUCAGUUUCACAAUCUGACUACUCGACUAAUGUCAAAUCCCCCAC
Molecule: messenger RNA, 1348 nt
Organism: Colletotrichum destructivum
Lineage: Eukaryota; Fungi; Ascomycota; Sordariomycetes; Glomerellales; Glomerellaceae
Product: Putative mycotoxin biosynthesis protein UstYa
Exons: 8
Coding region: 196-1179 (327 amino acids)
Biological process (GO): mycotoxin biosynthetic process
Source: RefSeq, a predicted model, not a curated record